GUUAAGACCACAAGCGAAGGUGAAGGGCUGUAGAAGGUAUUGUUUACCUGGCCGCCGUGUGCAUUUAGUGCUGCCGCCUUAUCAGCGGCAUUUUCUCCACUUUUAUUGAACCGGAUCGGGCACUGAUAUCUGCCGCCUCUGCCGAGCGGCAGCUGUUAAUUGUACAACCAAUUACCCGGUUUAUCAUCUAACUUGAAACACUUGUGAGCGACUAUAAACUAUAAAUAGACGGUGAAGUGUCGAAAUGAAAUCGUGAAUCGACCUCAAACUUAAUUUGGAUCGUGUUUUUCUGUGCAAACAUAAACUGGAAACAGAUUUUAGAAAAAAAUCAGAAACUUCAUCAUAUAUCCAGAAGGUCACAGAACCAUGACGAAAUCCUAAAGCCUCGGAUUGUGAAGCACUGUGAACGGGAAAAUUCGUGACUAGCCCGACGAUGCAGUGCUCCAGUCUGCGCCUGGCCAUCGGUGGCCUCAUACUGCUCCUCUUUGUGCUGCAUGUGCUCAGCAAGGAGCCCUCGGUAGGAUCACAGCACCACGACCAUCACAGACAGCGCAGUCGCUCCGCCAAGCGAUUCUCGCGCGACUCCAACACGGCCCGGGAACGGCGGCCUAACAUCAUUCUCAUCCUGACCGACGACCAGGAUGCCGAGCUGGGAUCCCUCAACUUCAUGCCGCGCACCCUACGCUUGCUGCGCGAUGGCGGGGCAGAGUUCCGGCACGCCUACACCACCACGCCCAUGUGCUGUCCGGCCAGGUCCUCGCUGCUCACCGGGAUGUAUGUGCACAACCACAUGGUGUUCACCAACAACGACAACUGCUCCAGCCCCCAGUGGCAAGCCACGCACGAGACCCGCUCCUACGCCACGUAUCUCUCGAAUGCCGGCUACCGCACCGGGUACUUUGGAAAGUAUCUGAACAAGUACAACGGAUCCUAUAUCCCACCAGGGUGGCGGGAGUGGGGCGGUCUGAUCAUGAACUCCAAGUACUACAACUACAGCAUCAACCUGAACGGCCAGAAGAUCCGACACGGCUUCGACUACGCCAAGGACUACUAUCCGGACCUGAUAGCCAACGAUUCCAUCGCAUUCCUGCGCUCCUCCAAGCAGCAGAACCAGCGCAAGCCCGUCCUGCUCACCAUGAGCUUCCCGGCGCCACACGGCCCGGAGGAUUCGGCGCCGCAGUACAGCCACCUGUUCUUCAACGUCACUACCCAUCACACUCCCUCGUAUGACCACGCCCCGAACCCGGACAAGCAAUGGAUCCUGCGGGUCACCGAACCCAUGCAGCCCGUGCACAAGCGCUUCACCAAUCUUUUGAUGACCAAGCGCCUGCAGACCCUUCAGAGCGUGGAUGUGGCCGUGGAGAGGGUCUACAAUGAGCUGAAGAGUCUGGGGGAGUUGGACAAUACCUACAUAGUGUACACCUCGGAUCACGGCUACCACCUGGGGCAAUUUGGGCUGAUCAAGGGCAAGAGCUUCCCGUUCGAGUUCGAUGUCCGAGUGCCGUUCCUCAUCCGUGGGCCGGGCAUCCAGGCCUCCAAGGUGGUCAACGAAAUAGUGUUGAACGUGGACCUGGCUCCCACUUUCCUGGACAUGGGCGGAGUACCCACGCCCCAGCACAUGGACGGGCGCAGUAUCCUUCCGCUGCUGUUGAGCAGGAACCGGGCUGUGCGCGACAACUGGCCCGAUAGCUUCCUCAUCGAGAGCUCCGGGCGGAGGGAGACGGCCGAACAGAUCGCCGAGGCAAGGGCCCGUCUCCGAGCCGAUCGUCGGAGCAUGAAGCUGGUUAACAGCUCGCUGCUGGAGGACUUUAUUGGCGGAGGCGGAGAGGACACCACCCCAAGCAUCCUGAGGAGCAGCAGCACCGCCGCCACGCUGCUAGGACUCUCCUCUACCACAUCCACCCACCAGCAGACCGAGGACGUGGAGGCUGAUGAGGACACGGACCACGAGGACGACGAUACGGACGAUGGCAAAGGAGCUAUGGACAGCUCGGCGGCUCUGUCCGAUGACGAGGACGUGGAGGAUGUGGCCGCCGAAGAGGGCGACGAAGAGUUGGACGAACAGGAUUUCCUGCACCAUUAUGGCAACGACUUACCCAUCGCUCCCUACAUAACCAAGAUGAUGCGCCUGAACUCCGAAUGCUCGGAUCCGGCUCUUCUAAAGAACUGCCUUCCGGGGCAGAAGUGGAAGUGCAUAAACGAGGAGGGGCGGUGGCGGAAACACAAGUGCAAGUUCCAUCUACAGUUGGAACAACAGUUGGCCACCAUGCCCCGCAAACAGUUCCAGCGAAACUGCGCCUGCUUCACCCCGGAUGGCGUGGUGUACACCAAGAUUAGAGCACCGUCGUCCGGCAUGCAUCGCGUAAACAAGCGAACCCAACACGGUCAUGGCCGUCGCCGGAACAAGCGGGAGGUGUACCACACUGAGCUGCCCUAUGAGAUGGAGGAGCUCUUGGAUCUCCACCAGGCCGUGGAUCUCCUGGCCGAACACUCUCAUCGGCAGAAAAGAGAUGUUCCUGCAAACAGCAGUGGCGGCAACGAGACGAUCACACAAGUCAUUCAACAGAUACAGACCACUUUGGAGGCCCUGGAGCUAAAGUUUAAUGAGCACGACCUGCAGGGCUCUGGAGCCAGUUCCGUCUCCAGUUCCAGUCCGUUUGGGCAAGAGGAGAAGCUACCGAAAUCAGGUGGGAAAGCGGGGCAUCGUUGCUACGUGGACUCCGCCACGAGCAAGGUAAUGUGCUCGGAUGUGGUGUACGAUGACGAGAAGACGUGGCGCACCUCUCGUGCCCAGAUCGACAUGCUUAUCAAGCUUCUGAAGGACAAGAUUGGAAAACUGAAGGAGCUAAAGAAGCAGCUGCGGGAGAACAACAAACAGGCGUUGGCCGCCAACCGGAGGAACGAAAACAAGCGUCGGAAUGAGGCCCAUCUCACGGAGAGCGGAGCAGGACCCGAGUUCAACAUGAGUUACUUCACCGAUGUGAGCAGUACGCCCAAGUCGAGUGUGGCUGGUGAAAAGGAGAUAUUCCGGGGAUACGGAGGUUCCAAUUCCUUUGAUUCUGUGGAGCAGCCGCAGACUCAUCAUUUUGCUUCGCGGGCAGAGUGCUACUGCGAGCCCGAUGUGGGCGAGAUCUAUGCCGACUCUAAGGAAAUGGCUCGAGAGGCGCGCAGGAAGCUGAAGGAGGAGCGCCAACGCAAGAAGGAGCGCAAGCGCAUCAAGAAGGCUCGCCUGGAGAAGGAGUGCCUUUCGGAAAAGAUGAACUGCUUCCUGCACGACAGCCAGCACUGGCGCACGGCUCCCAUGUGGAAUGACAGUCCCUUCUGCUUCUGCAUGAAUGCCAACAACAACACCUACUCCUGUCUGAGGACAAUAAAUGCCACCCACAACUAUCUGUAUUGCGAGUUCACCACGGGUCUGAUUACCUUCUACAACUUGACUAUAGAUCCUUUUGAGACCACGAACCGUGCGGCAAGUCUGACACCCGGGGAGAGAGCUCACAUGCACGACUCCCUAGAUCACUUGAAGGGCUGCCGAGGACGCAGUUGCAGCAUCAAGCGACACCAGGGUCAGUUGGAAAUCGGACCAAGUACCCCACUCCUGCCAAGUGGCGUCAACCAGGUUCAGCGCAACAACAAACGAAAGCAUACUCCCCUCUCUGGCACAGUGGCACAGAACUACGCCUUUGUAGGUCCUCGACUGGACCAGGACGGAUUUGCCCCGCAAAACCGGAGAAAGCUUUCCAAAUACCAUAGAUGGACCGGAUCCCAGCAAACGCACCUGAAGCGACGACCCUGGAAGCAGCAACCACAGGCUCAGAUGUCGCCAAGAUAUCCGGCCGAUCAGCCCGUGACCACCUCGAUGGCAUAGGCUGGAGGCCGUUUGGAAACUACUGCCGAGUGAACAGCACACAUAUCUUACGCGUACCUUGCUUGCCUGAAUUGCUCCUCAGUUUGGUUCUGCCCACAUUGGAUUUUUUCAUACAUAAAUAAGACUGUGUUUUUAAUCUAUCUACUUAUGUUUAGAACUCGUUUAUUUAACCGAACCGAAUUGGCAAUAUUGUUAGUUGCGAGCACAACGUUUUAUUGGCUCUAAGGCGCCCUGAUUUGUACAUAAAUUUAAAGGGGAAACAGCAGCCAGCGAAUACAGAAUGCUACACACUUGCAUACACUAAAUAAAUUAUUUAGAAAAAUUGGUUAAAAGUUAAAUUAGUUGAGAAUUUAUAUAGUAAAGAAAUCGAUUAGCUGUAGCGAACGAAAUCCAAAUGAAAUUCUAUUUAUUGGUAAAUUCUAAAGAAAAAACGCUAUGUAUAUGUAACGAUCAGUUGUCAAUAUGUAUUAGAGGAUCGAAGCCGUAUUUAUGACCCACUAGAUACGUUUUAAUUGUUAAGAGUCCUGCGCCCCCCACCUCCAUCCGAACACUCCCAAAGAAGUUUAGUAGCAGUUUCACCGCUUCUUCAACUAUUAACCACAUUGUAUCUGCCACGUUAACGAUGUCUUAAUAUUAGCUCUCAAACUUAAUAUAUAAUUCGAAUAUACAAACAAAACAAUAAAUAAAGUUGCAAAUAGUACACUUUUAUCUACCGUA
This is a messenger RNA of Drosophila bipectinata, 4585 nucleotides long. Lineage: Eukaryota; Metazoa; Arthropoda; Insecta; Diptera; Drosophilidae. The record is from RefSeq and is a predicted model, not a curated record.